Molecule: messenger RNA, 2778 nt
Organism: Prorocentrum cordatum
Lineage: Eukaryota; Dinophyceae; Prorocentrales; Prorocentraceae
Source: the annotation of a GenBank genome assembly
GAUCAUCGCUGGUCGAAACCGCCGUCGUAUGUCACGGACUCCCACGCAUGGCGGCUCACUUCUGAUAGUGCUGGCAAGUUGGGCAUUGCCUUCGGUGAGUGGGUUGGCAAGGUGGAAGAGUUCUUCAGCCACCUGCUCGACGGUGAGGGUCUGGACAAAGACAGCAAGGAGAAAACAGCUUGGUGCAGGAAGCUGCGGCAGCUCAGCACCGCCACGAACGACACCAUCAGGCGCUACAAGGACGAGAGCAGCAAGAUUGCGGCCAGCUUGCAGCAGAUGGAAUGUUAUUCCCAGUAUCUGGCUUUCUCUCAAUGGGCGGAGGAGCAGUACGUGGCGGCACCUGGGAAGCUGUUUAGACUGAUCAAGGACAAGGCCACUUCGAAGGACGAGUUCGAGGAAGGCCAGGUGAUAUCGUCGGACCCCCUCACGGCGAUGGAUAUUCGGGCUAAGGUGUGGAAGAAGAAGUGGAGCGACCAGCAGCUGGACAUCGGCCAGGUCUCCUUACUCUUGGGACGUGCUAGGGCUCGUGCUCGUGAAGAUGCUUUCCCUCUCUUCGACUUGGAGACGCUGGAAGACGGUAUCCGAAGGAUGAAGGGCACUUCGGCGAAGGGCAUUGAGCAGUUGGGGAAGAAGGACCUCAUCUGGCUGCCCGAGCAAGGUAAGCAGGAGCUGGUCCAGCUUUUUCAACUUAUCGAGCAGUCAGUGGCAUGGCCUUGGCAACUUACGGUGGUUCUGGUCACUCUCCUACGCAAGCCGAGCGGUGACGACAGGGCCAUUGGUAUAUUAUCGACCUUGGCGAGGCUCUGGUCGAGUUGUCGAGGCGAGUACCGUGUCAGCUGGACUAAGGCAAAGGCUGGGCAUUGGGAUGCAGCAGUGGCAGGUUCCUCAGCCUUGCGCGAGGCCUUAGCUCGCAGUUACCUGGACGAGACGGUCGCGCUCACCACGAUUAAGGAUUGGGUGCAGGCCAGCGUGCUGUGGGACAUUGAGGGGUUUUAUGACGCUCUUAAAUGGCAGCUCUUACUGGAGACGGGUAUGGAGCACGAAUUUCCACCGUGCAUCUUGGCUUUGGAGAUGAUUUUACACAUGGGGGUGCGUUUCCUCCGUGACAGUGGUUAUUACUCUGAUGCCAUCGUACCCGAGCAGAGCAUGAUUGCUGGACUUGGCGGCGCAGUGGCCGGUUUGGUGACAUCGGCAAAGUCGACGAUCGUCACCAACAAUGCUGGGCUAGGCAAGGAAUUAAAACGAGGCUUCGCCAAGGAGGGCUUCGAGGUCAAGAUCGAGAGUGUCGCCACCGACUUGGGCAUCGAUCGAGGUGCGGUUGGUUUUCGGCGUCCGAAGCAGGCACAGCGGCGAAGAGGUGCUCAGCAGCGUUUCACUCGCGUCAAGCGGUUUGCUCAAGGGGCUGUUCGUAAGAAGAUCGGCGCAAAGCUGGCCAUGAUGGGAGUUCUUCCGAUGGCUGAUUACUCUGACAAAGUCUUUGGAGCGGCUCCGUCGGUCAUCAACGGGUGGAGGAAAGCUCUGGGACAGACUCCGGCAAAGAAAUGGCCAGGUCGUUGCCUCACCACUCUGUUACAACUUCGUGUCGGCCGCAAGGACCCUCAGUACCAGAUCGCGCACAGGCGCUAUCGAGACUGUCAUGACGGGAGCUUCGUGGACACGCAGCAGGUGGACGAGCCGACAGACAACCCGUAUGAUGAGGUCAUCGGCCAUAAGGAAGAUCUCAAGAAGCACGAUCAUCUCUUGGUUGGUGGUGAUGCGUCAGGGGGGCUUUAUUCAGCAGAUGCUAGGUUGCGGCGGAUUGGCUGGUCAUAUCAAGUUAUCAAGGUGACCACCGACACCGACCUAGACGUCCAGCUGUUGUUCUCCCGAGGCGGCGGCAUCCCCAAGAAGCAGACCAUCAACCGUGGUGAGACGACGGCCUUGCUUAGGGCCGCUGAAGAUCUGCUCGACUUAGGGGUCCCCAUCACCUUCGUCACGGACUCGGGGUACGUGGUCAAGGGGCUCCGCAAACUUUCGCAAGGGCGGCUUCCGACUACGAACUUGGACCUUUGGCUGCAGGUCAAGGACGUGGUGGCACAGUACCCGUCCUUGCUCAGCGUCGUCAAGAUCGAGAGCCACAUGUCGGUCGAGUUGGCCAUCCAAGCUGGGACGCAGAUCGAACACUACCUAGCUAACGCCUUAGCUGAUGAAGCGGCUGGGUAUUGGGCAAAGGUGGUGUCUGUUCCUAGCUCGGUAGCGGAGUCCUUGGAGCAUGCGGAAGCAAUCGGUCGUGCUGUCCGCAAACACUUGGCCAAGGCUUUUCUGGCUGCGGCGGAGGCGGAGCCCAAACGUUUCCGUCCGACGAGGUCCAUGGCGAAAAAGUUCAGUCGUCGUGUCAAGUUGUCCGAGCACCAGGUCUUCACAGGCAUGGGCACAUCCUUUCAUUGUUCGGCUUGUGGUUGCAGCGCGAGUGGUCGCAAGCUUGAAAGGUUCUUGGAGACGCCCUGCUUGGGAGGAGUUCUCAAGGGCCACAUUCAGAGAGUGGGUGAUGUUGGAGUUCACGUCCAAGGAGUUCCGAUUCAUGAGUCCCACCUCUUGGGUUAUUUCAAGGGCCUGCAGAUCCAUGCCUGUUUGCGCUGUGGGUGUGUUGGCAAGCAUUUCCUUCGCGGCUUGGCGACAGAGUGUUCUGGUCAGCUGGGCCACUACGGACAUCAGAACUUGGGCAAGCUGGCCCACGGCAUUCUCCCGAAGGGGCGUGUGGCGUUUUGCAGCAAGCAGCCCGAGCAGAUCGGCACCUAA